AUGCGGUUUAAAGAAAUAACUAAUCAGUUGCAUAUGCAGGCCGACUGGAAUUUGCUAGCGUUGUCUCAAGAUCAUAAAAAGAUAACCACCAAGGUAGUUAAACCUAUGGAUCAACAAGACUGGCCAAUCAAAGAACCCUUUGGCUCCGAUAGAAUAAAGAUGGAAUCAUUAAAUCAAAAUUUUCGUGGCUUUGACACGAAUUCGAUGGCCACGUGGCCGUCACACGUGACGGACAAUACUACUCAUGGUAAUAUCAUUGACGGUGAGCUUUCAAGAUUUCCGAGGCCAUUAAGGACAUUUGCCGCGAUCGUGGCUAUACUGAUUAUGAUAACAGGCCUAGCCGGUAAUCUUCUUACCAUCGUUGCCCUUUGCAAAUAUCCAAAAGUUCGUAACGUUGCAGCAGCGUUCAUAAUAAGCCUUUGCGUGGCAGAUUUCGUGUUUUGUUCGUUAGUAUUACCCUUCGACUCUAUUAGAUUCGUCGAUGCAAGUUGGGCGGAUAUUAGAUCGUUGUGCGUCCUCGUACCGUUCUUGAGGUACGGAAACGUUGGAGUCAGUCUUUUGUCCGUAGCUGCUAUCACCAUUAACAGAUACAUCAUGAUAGCCCAUCAUGGAAUAUAUAGUAAGAUUUAUAAAAAGCACUGGAUCGCUGCGAUGAUUAUUUUCUGCUGGCUAUUCGCCUACGCGAUGCAGGUACCAACGUUGUUAGGCGUUUGGGGAAAAUUUGAUUAUGAUAUGUAUCUAGAAACAUGCUCGAUAGUCAAAGACGAUCAUGGUCAUACUUCUAAGAGAUUUUUGUUCGCUACGGGUUUCGUGAUACCCUGCGUAGUUAUAGUCGGGUGUUAUGCAAAAAUAUUCUGGGUCGUUCACAGCUCCGAGUCGAGGAUGCGAAAACACGCAACACCAACGAUAAAGUCACCGCACACACCUGGUAGAGAUACCAGAGAGAUCAAACAAAGACGUAGCGAAUGGAGAAUUACGAAGAUGGUACUCGCUAUCUUCCUUAGCUUUCUAGUCUGUUAUCUACCAAUCACUAUAGUAAAGAUGGUCGACGUUAAUGUAAAAUAUCCAGGCUUCCACGUUCUUGGGUAUCUUCUUCUAUACUUCGCUUCCUGCGUGAACCCGAUAAUCUACGUUAUCAUGAAUAAGCAAUACAGACAAGCAUACGCUGGCGUGAUUGGCUGUUCGCGGAUAAGGGCGAGUCUCACACCUUUCGGGAGCAGUGCGCCCGGUCAGCACCACCAAGACUUCGGCCAAGAUUACUCGAAGACUAUGGUAUCGACCGUCUCCAUUGCUAUGAAUCCCGUCAAAAAUAAUCAGUUGGAAGAGGCACUAUAG
Messenger RNA from Vespa velutina, 1335 nucleotides. RefSeq names its product G-protein coupled receptor moody (gene moody). Gene Ontology annotation, biological process: G protein-coupled receptor signaling pathway. Gene Ontology annotation, molecular function: G protein-coupled receptor activity. The transcript has 9 exons. The record is from RefSeq and is a predicted model, not a curated record. NCBI's taxonomy places the organism in Eukaryota, Metazoa, Arthropoda, Insecta, Hymenoptera, Vespidae. The coding region runs from base 1 to 1335 and encodes 444 amino acids. Gene Ontology annotation, cellular component: membrane.